Pogoniulus pusillus (Red-fronted tinkerbird) is the source of this 2807-nucleotide messenger RNA. RefSeq names its product Rho guanine nucleotide exchange factor 16 (gene ARHGEF16). Gene Ontology annotation, molecular function: guanyl-nucleotide exchange factor activity; protein binding. The transcript is spliced from 15 exons. The coding region runs from base 199 to 2313 and encodes 704 amino acids. NCBI's taxonomy places the organism in Eukaryota, Metazoa, Chordata, Aves, Piciformes, Lybiidae. The record is from RefSeq and is a predicted model, not a curated record. Gene Ontology annotation, biological process: activation of GTPase activity.
CUCCUCUGAGCACUCUUUGCCCGGGGCGAGCUUUGAGGAGCACAGGGCUGCUGGCGGUGAGCUGUCUGCCUGGGCACUUACAGCACCUCAGCCUGGGGGAGGUGGAGGUCAGGAAGGUGAAGGUUGGCACUGGUGGCACCCCAGUCCUCAAAGGGCUUUAAGAGGGGACGGACACAGAGCUUUCUGCUUCCUGCCACCAUGUCUCGGAGCCCCCGUGGCAGCUCUGCAGAGGACGAGACCUUUCUCCUGGAGUACCGCUGCCACCCGCUGCGGCCGGAGCCCCCCAGCCCCACGUCCCCCCGUGGGGAGCGCGGCUCCGUCGGUGCCACCUCGCUCUCGGCACCAGGCUGUGCCCCCGUGGCUGAGCUCCACCGCGUGGUGCUCAGCACCAACAGCCCAGCCGCGCUGAAGGUGGGAACCCAGCAGCUGAUCCCCAAGAGCUUGGCUGUCUCCAGCAGGAGCAAGAGCAGCCCCUCCCGGCACCAGAGCUUUGGGGCAGCUGGGUCCAGCCGGGAGCCGCUGGUGCCCGACCCGAAGCGGGUGUCUGCCCCUGGCCUGUGCCAGGACUCGGAGGUGGAGGAGGAUGGUGGAGGGGGAGCCCUCAAGCGCAACCUGCGGAACAUGUCCUACCGCGCGGCCAUGAAGGAUGCGGAGCCGGAGCCACUCAACUCCAUCUGCUCCCUGAAACCCGUGUCAGAGGAUGGCAGUGCCCUGCCUGCCCGCAGCCCGGGCAGGAGCAAGAGAACCUUUGGGCGGAAGCGGGUGCAGAAGCGUGGAGGCUCCUUCAAGGACCAGCCCCGGCUGUAUCAGGAGAUCCGUGAGAGAGGUCUCAACUCCAUCAGCCAUGAGUCAGACGAGGAUUUGCUGGAGGAGCCCAUCCCCGAAGAGCCGUUCCCACCGGGUGCUGCCAUCGUGAUGCAAAGCUACCGCCCAGCACAGGUCACCUGGAGCCAGCUCCCGGAGGUGCUGGAAGCAGGCAUCCUGCAGACCAUCUCCCCCGAGGAGCGCAAGCGGCAGGAGGCUAUGUUUGAGAUCAUCACCUCUGAGUUCUCCUACAUGCACAGCCUGGGCAUCCUGGUGUACCACUUCAUGAGGUCAGAGGAGCUGAAGGAGACCAUGACUCAGACUGAGCACCACCACCUCUUCUCCAACAUCAGUGACAUCCUGACAGUCAGCACCAGCUUCUUCGAGGACCUGGAGAGGCGGCACCAGGAGCAGCUGCUGCUGGCUGACAUCAGUGACAUCGUGGAGGAGCAUGCCACACACCGCUUCGGCCCCUACGUCAGCUACUGCUCCAACGAGGUCUACCAGCAGAGGACGCUCCAGAGGCUGCUAAGCACAAACCCCUCAUUUAAAGAGACCUUGAAACAAAUUGAAAGGAAGCCAGAAUGUGGAGGCCUGCCAAUGAUCUCCUUCCUCAUCCUGCCCAUGCAGAGGGUAACCAGGCUUCCUCUGCUCUUAGAUACUGUCUGCCAGAAAACCAAAGCCUGCACUGCAGCCUAUGGAGCUGCCACCAGAGCUCUGAAAGCCAUCAGCAAGCUGGUGAAGAGCUGCAACGAUGGAGCUCGAGCCAUGGAGAGGACAGAGCAGAUGUACACCCUGCAGAAGCAGCUGGAGUUUGGGAAGAAGAAGCCCUUCCCGCUGGUCUCUGCGUCGCGCUGGCUGCUGAAGCGUGGGGAGCUGCAGCUGCUGCUGUCGGAGGAGCCUGGCAUCUUCCGCCGCGCUGCCGGCAGGCUCUGCUACCUCUUCCUCUUCAACGACGUCCUCAUCAUCACCAAGAGGAAGAGCGAGGAGAGCUACACGGUCAUGAACUACGCCACGCUGGACCAGAUCAGGGUGGAGAAGAUGGAGAGCCCUGACCCCCCUUCCCCUCCCCCCGGCAAGAGCGGGGGCGGCGGCCCGGCCCGGGGCACGGCUGGCGGGCACCUGCUGCGGGUGGUGCUGGAGAAGGACAGCGAGGGCCGGCGGGAGGAGGUGGUGCUGUCGGCGGAGACGCUGAGCGACCGUGCCCGGUGGAUUGCUGCCCUGAUGCACAGAGAAAAGGCAGUGCCUGACACCACUCCCAAAGGAGAUCUGAGCCAAGUGGAGAUCACCAGAGCCUACCUGGCUAAGCAGGCAGAUGAGAUCUCCCUGCAGCAGGCUGAUGUUGUCCUGGUGCUGGCCGAAGAGGAUGGCUGGUGCUGGGGAGAGAGGCUGAGGGAUGGAGAGAGGGGCUGGUUCCCCCAGUCCUGUGCCCGGCAGAUCACCAACCCCACGGCCGUGGAGGGCAACGUGCGGCGCAUGGAGCGGCUGCGGAGAGAGACGGACGUGUAGGGCACAGCCCAGGCUCUGCCCCUCCUCAGGGCUGCCCACCUCUGCAGACUGAGCCCACAGUGAGUGGGAGAACCUUCCUUCCUUCUUGGGUUUCGUUGUCUUGAGCAGCCACAGGCAGCAGCCCCUAUUGUCCAGGCCUGGGCAGCGGCUGUGACAGCAGCUGGUGGAUGUGGGACCUGGCACCCAGGCACUGCUGGCACCAGUGCUGAUGGUGGUGGCCUGGAACAGGCUGCCAGAGGCAGCCAAGCUGCUGGCUCCAGUUGAAAAGGCUGUAGCUAUGGUCUGGGCUCUGUGAAGCAGCUGGAGCUGCCCUCCCUCUCCCUGCUGAUGUCUGGCAGCAUGGGACAGAGACUCAGGCCCUAGGGAGAAGAACCUGGAGCGAGAGGCUUUCAGCAGCUGAAACCUGUGCCAAGCUUAUUCCUCAACCACUUCUCCCUCUCCUGUUCUACUUUCUUUCUUUUCUUCCCCUCCACAAUUAUCCUGGAUUCUGUUGA